Messenger RNA from Asparagus officinalis (garden asparagus), 852 nucleotides. RefSeq names its product protein MAIN-LIKE 1-like. The transcript has 4 exons. Gene Ontology annotation, biological process: meristem maintenance; meristem development. The coding region runs from base 1 to 852 and encodes 283 amino acids. The record is from RefSeq and is a predicted model, not a curated record. Lineage: Eukaryota; Viridiplantae; Streptophyta; Magnoliopsida; Asparagales; Asparagaceae.
AUGACGGACGUGAAGGAGCUAGGAGGAGAAAUAAGUGCAGUAGAUGUGAUCAACCGGGUCACAACAGAAAUAGGUGUCCAGUUAGUAUUAGGCGUUGAUUUGUAUUAUGUAGCAUUUUGCACUAUGUCAUUCGUAGUUGUUAUCUUUGAAGCAUCAUGUCUAUUCAUUAUGGAUCCGGGACCGGAGAAUCCCGACGUUUUGUACCUUCAGGCGGGUCAUUGUUCAGACCAUAUUGGUUCGGGAGAGCCCGUACCAGAGUUCACGAUGAUCGAGCAUUCCUAUAGUCAUUCGGCUUGGGUUAUUGAGGAUGAGAGGGUACUAGCUUUGAUCGCUCAGGCCGGUUUUCGACCGUGUUCGACGAUUCGUUAUAUCAGGCUUGAUUGGCCGAUUAUCACUGCUUUGAUUGAGAGGUGGAGGCCAGAGACCAACACCUUUCACAUGCAUAUAGGGGAGUGCACGAUCACUUUACAGGACGUGGCCGUCAUACUUGGGCUCCGGAUCGAUGGACCGGUAGUUACAGACACCGAUGAUCAUAGUUGGUCGGAGGUAUGUGCCCGGCUUCUUGGACAUGUUUCUGACUUGAGGAGUGGUGCGAUGAAGCUAUCGUGGCUUCGUCAGACAUUUCAGGGCGACAUACCAGAGGAUGCCUCUGAUGAGACACUCCAGUUUCAUGCUCGUGCAUACAUAUUGCACAUGAUAGGGUGCGUACUAUUUCCUGAUGCGAGCAAGACUCUCGUACAUGCACGAUGGCUGCCACUGCUGGAGGAUUUUGGUGUAUGCGGCGCACUAUCGUGGGGCAGUGUGGUGUUGGCAUAUUUGUAUCAAGAAUUGAGUAGAGUAUCUCUGAUGUAG